AUGGACAAGUACAUCUACAACGUGUGCGCCGUGAUCGGGGCGUCAACCAUCGGCUACAUUGGCCUACAGUUGGCUUCGGCACUGCGCUUCCACCUUCACACGUCCAAGCUCCAGCGGUACCACCACGGCACCGAACCGUGGGUACUGAUCACGGGCGCCAGCGACGGGAUCGGGCUGGCGUUCGUGCACGCGUUCGCCUCGCGCGGGUUCAACGUGAUUCUGCACGGCCGCAACGAGGCCAAGCUGAACAAGAUCAUUUCCGAGCAAAUGAAGACGCAGCACCAGACCACAAAGUUCCGCACACUGGUGCUCGACGCGGGGACGCCGGCGGACGCCGAAUUCGACGAGACGGUGCUCGCGGCCGUCAAGGACCUCAAUUUGACCGUCGUGGUGCACAAUGUCGCCGGGAGCGGCGCGCCGCAGGUGGACAUGAAGCUGUUCAGUGAGAUGUCGCGGGAGGUCUGCGACGGGUGGAUCGACGUCAAUGUGCGCUUCACCACGCACCUUACACGCUUGCUUCUGCCGGUGCUGGCACGACAUCAACCAUCCCUCAUGCUGUUCAUGUCCAGCGCCGUCACCGAGAUCACCGCCCCGUCCGUGUCUCUGUACACGGGCGCGAAGAACUACAUCGAAGGGUUUGCAAAGUGUCUCAAGAUGGAAGUCGCGCAGCUCGCCGGGAACGACAUCGAGAUCAUGUCCUUUACCACGGGCACGGUCGCGACCGCGUCGAGCGGCCGGUCCGAGAAGGACAUCUCCUUCACCAUGCCCAGCACGACGACCUUUGUGAAAGCAGCACUCGACAAGGUCGGCGUUGGGGCCCCGAGCACAAAGGUCACCCCGUACUUCCCGCACUGGCUGCAGUUUGGGUUCAUGAAGAUGUUGCCCGCCUGGGCGAGGGAUCAGAUGCUGUUGAGGAUGCUGAAGCAGGUCCAGGACGCCGUGGCGAAGAGGGAGUGA
This is a messenger RNA of Fonsecaea multimorphosa CBS 102226, 957 nucleotides long. RefSeq lists its product as uncharacterized. Lineage: Eukaryota; Fungi; Ascomycota; Eurotiomycetes; Chaetothyriales; Herpotrichiellaceae. Gene Ontology annotation, molecular function: oxidoreductase activity. Bases 1 to 957 code for a protein of 318 amino acids. The record is from RefSeq and is a predicted model, not a curated record. Gene Ontology annotation, cellular component: endoplasmic reticulum. The transcript has a single exon.